Molecule: messenger RNA, 3956 nt
Organism: Paralichthys olivaceus (Japanese flounder)
Lineage: Eukaryota; Metazoa; Chordata; Actinopteri; Pleuronectiformes; Paralichthyidae
Gene: crk
Product: v-crk avian sarcoma virus CT10 oncogene homolog
Biological process (GO): cell migration; signal transduction
Molecular function (GO): signaling adaptor activity; receptor tyrosine kinase binding
Source: RefSeq, a predicted model, not a curated record
UCACACGUAGUUACAGAAAUAAACAGGAUUCACGCCUGACACAUUUGAACAUGCUCAAGUUGGUAACUUGUCUCUCUGACGCCUCUUCCAUCCUCCCUUGUUUCCAUCAGGUUUGGUCCACCCCAGGUUCCGUAUCGGUGACCAGGAGUUCGACGCCCUCCCCGCUUUGCUAGAAUUCUACAAAAUCCACUACUUAGACACCACCACUUUGAUAGAACCCAUCAACAAGUCCAAACACACCUCCUUCACCAACGUGGGCCCUGGCGGAGGCCCCCCACCACGCCUGGAAGACGAGUACGUCCGAGCACUUUUCGACUUCCCCGGCAAUGAUGAGGAGGAUCUCCCGUUCAAGAAGGGUGACAUCCUCCGCGUUCUCGAGAAGCCAGAGGAGCAGUGGUGGAAUGCCCAGAACUCAGAGGGCCGAGCGGGGAUGAUCCCAGUGCCGUACGUUGAGAAGUACCGACCGGCGUCUCCCAAUUCGGUGGCCGGGCCUGGCGUGCCGCCGGGAGGGAUGGGGAUUCUAGGGAACUCUGACGGCUCCACGGCUCAGUCCGGCACUCCGCUUCUGGGAGACCCCAGCCAGUACGCCCAGCCCACCCCUCUCCCAAACCUCCAGAAUGGACCUGUGUAUGCCAGGGCCAUACAGAAGAGGGUGCCCAACGCUUACGACAAGACAGCCCUGGCUUUAGAGGUGGGCGAUAUGGUGAAGGUGACCAAAAUUAAUAUAAAUGGCCAGUGGGAGGGGGAAUGUAAAGGCAAGCGUGGCCACUUUCCCUUCACUCAUGUCAAUCUGCUGGACCAGCACAAUGCCGAGGAUGAACUCAGCUGAGAACGGACAGCAGGGCUGCGACCUGGACACUAGUAUUCAACACUUUCUCACCCCUCCCCUCUCUCCUUAACUUCCUUCUCCACACACUCACCUGCUCCCUCCUCCCCCACGUCUGCUCCAGCUCUUACCUGCACCAAGUACAAUUUCCGAGGAAUCAUGGAGAACAGAAAUAAACCGACCCGUGUUGGUCACUUGUUAUACACACAUCCUCCAGUUCUACCCCUCAGAUUAAUCAUACCUGCCGUCCUCCACUGCCUGCUCUGACUGACUGACUUCAGAAUGGGUCAUAUACUCCACAGUGGAAACGGAAGAUAAACUGCGUCUCCUGCUCUGCGGGUAUGGCAACACUGUUAAGAUCCUCCCCUCAUCACGUCCCUGUCGUGGACGCAUUAUCAACACUCACUCCUCAGGAGACCUGUCGCCACAGAAUUCAGCCACUUCCUCUUCCUGUGUUGGAGCCAGUAGAUAAUGACACUCGGCACUGUGUCAUUUUUCAUCCUCAUCCGUCACCAUGUUUACGCCGCUGUAGGAUCACUCAUGCUGUAAUCAUUUCACUUGGGAAUACAGAAACAAGUUAAAGAGUAACAACACAUUUCCAUGUGUUUUCGUCUGGUUUGAAGCUGUUAUGCAACCAUUAUUAAUUUUUUUACACAUUGUUAAAGGAAUAGAUUGACAGAUUGUGAAGCUCAUUUGCUUUCUUGAGUUAGAAGAGAUACCUCCUGCCUGGACAGGGAAUAUCAAGAUAAUAAUGUAAGCUUAGCUUGAAGACUCGGAAGUAGGAGGAAAUGGCUUGUUGAGCGAAUCCACCAAUCAGCAAGUUAUAUUCUGUUUGUUUACACCAAACAAACUACAGAGUAUAUUCAGGCAAUUCAGUUUGACAAGUGUUUUGUACCUACUUGUCGGCUGGGAGCAGUUGUCAGGCAACCAGCAGAGAGUAAGUCACUCCACUUGGUGAAGAAAGAAAUAGUGUAAAACAUCAAAUUGUUAUUGUCUCUUGCUGAAACAUGGCAGAUCCUUUUACCUUUGGAGGGAGCCAGGCUUCCCGCUUCCCCCCAGUUUCAGUCUUUAUGCUAAGCUAACCGGCCGCUGUUAACGUGCAGACAAGACAGUGGUAUCAAUCUUCCAUCUAACUCUUAAAUAGAAAGUAAAAAACAAAAGGUGCAUUUUCCAAAAAGUCCAGCCUUUCUUUUUAAAUCUGAUCUGUUUGUAGUGAGCAAAUAUAACUUGCAAUGACACACCACACAGGAUGCAGUUACUCACUCAAACCUGCUAUGGCAGUGUUAUUUUGUUUUUCUACAGUUGCGCCUCAUUUUUCCAGACUGGUAUUUCCUUAGUGGUAAUAUCUUCAUUCAGGAAAUGAAAGAAAUAGGGGGUGACUGCUUUUGAAGGUAUUUGUAGGAGGUAACACCUAAUAUUUAAGUUCCAAAACCUGGACAGACGUGUUCCCAGCUCACCGAAGCUGAAGGGAAUGGUGUUUUGUAGUUUAAAAAAAAAAAAAGCAAUGCAUCAACUUUUGUUUUAAUUGGACGUGAAUGCUUCAUUACUUUUGGUUUAAUCCAAGACUGUGAGCGACACACGCAGGUAGACUCAAAUGACUGGACAAUUUGUCACUUGGGAUAAUUAACAAGGAGAGACAUGGUGUCUCAAGAAAGAGCGGAAAAAGUUAGUCACCUUGAAGGGAACAGUUCUCAAGAAGCAGUGAAUUUAUAGGAAAUGUUUGUUGAGGUGGAGAUGAAGGCAACACUACACUCACCCUUUCUCUUCAGCUCUCUGCUCACCCCGUGCACCCAUCACCUACAACCACCAAGUAGUCUUUUUGUAAGAAAAAAGUACAUAUUGCUAUGAAAUGAUGAACUGUGUGAUUGUCAUUACAUGCUAAAAAAUAUUUGUAUUAUUAUUUUGUAGUUUUCUUUAUGGCUGGGUUCGACUGCAAGAAAUGGGUUUCAAUGUACAAUUUACAAGGGAGUGAUUGGCUGCUGGUGCAAAAUAGAUCAACUGACUGGGUGGGGAAGGGUGGGCACAUUUGUUUGCCCCCAGCCAUCGCAAUACCCCUUGUUCCAGUUCUGCAUCUGAUGUGCAUGAAUGAAGUUGAACAGAGUGAACGUAGGCUUUCCACCACGUUAGUUAUUAAUGUCUUCUUUAUCUUAGUGCUCUCCAUUCAGCUCACUGAGUAUUACCUUAGAAAAACAGACUGCUCUGUGUUCAGAUCUUGUCAAAUGUGUUGAAGAAAAGAACGUGGUGUUAUUUGGUACCUGCCCUUUGUUUUUAACCUCUUCAUAAUCCCGCUGCCACCCUGCACUAUUCUGUUCUUUUAAAACCUCAGGCUUAUGAGCCUGUGUUUUUCCUUGUGCUUUCUCACUUUUUUUUAAUCCUCUGCCCCUUCUUUUAUUUAAAGCCUCUACGAUGCACAUGCCAACGUGGACUUUUCCUUUCACUGUUUUCUCACUACCCUCUGCCAUUUUUGUAUCGCCGAGAGAUCAGGCAAAUCUUAUAGUACAGACUGCCCUUCUUCUCAAAGGGUUUGAAUUCUGUUGAGGUUGAAUCAAUCUACUUUUUGACACCUGACAAUCAUCACCCACAUUUAUCAUAAUGCAUAAACUGGUUUGGAUUGAAGCAGGCUGGAUGUACAGCUCAGACAUUUGCUUGAGGGAAGCAGCUCCACUUUGAAUUAGAUCAGUGAAAACUUGCUGUCUCUUUCAACUGACGGUUUCUCUCAGAUGUCAUGGUUCAGUAUCUUUGGCCAGCACAGCUUGUCACCUUUAGGUGGCACUGUGGCAACAUUCAGAAAGAUGGGAUCCUUCUGGAAACCAUAUUCUGCCAGUGCUUAUGAGAUUUAAGAAUUUUUAACAAAAUGCACUUAACUGCUUUUAUGCUGACUUUGCAUUGACUCUAUUCUCUCCUUUUUAUGGUUUUCAAUCCUCCCUGAAUGCUCCCACACAUAAGUUUCCCUGACCUUAAAGCUCUGCCUGACAAACUGUCGUGCUUUAAAUUUGUAUUUUCAAGUUGGCCAUAUUCCACACACCCGUGUUAAAAGAUUUCUGGUUUGAAAUAUUUGGCUGAUUUCUUGGAAAACGUCUGUGGUCUAGGAAAGUAACAUUUGUGUUUGCUGCCAGUUUUUUUUGUUUGU